Molecule: messenger RNA, 351 nt
Organism: Lachnellula hyalina
Lineage: Eukaryota; Fungi; Ascomycota; Leotiomycetes; Helotiales; Lachnaceae
Gene: RPL44
Product: 60S ribosomal protein
Exons: 4
Coding region: 1-351 (116 amino acids)
Biological process (GO): translation
Cellular component (GO): ribosome; cytosolic large ribosomal subunit
Molecular function (GO): structural constituent of ribosome
Source: RefSeq, a predicted model, not a curated record
AUGAGAAUUGAAGCUGACAAGAACUUCCCACAGGUCAACGUACCCAAGACCAGACGCACCUACUGCAAGGGCAAGGACUGCAGAAAGCACACCCAGCACAAGGUCACACAAUACAAGGCCGGAAAGGCGUCCCUGUUCGCGCAAGGAAAGCGUCGUUAUGAUCGCAAACAAUCCGGUUACGGAGGUCAAACCAAGCCCGUUUUCCACAAGAAGGCAAAGACGACAAAGAAGGUUGUGUUGAGAUUGGAGUGCACAGCUUGCAAGACGAAGGCACAAUUGGCGUUGAAGCGAUGCAAGCAUUUCGAACUCGGUGGUGACAAGAAGACCAAGGGUGCUGCGCUGGUAUUCUAG